Messenger RNA from Esox lucius (northern pike), 1916 nucleotides. It is a transcript of the gene fam20b, whose product is annotated as FAM20B glycosaminoglycan xylosylkinase. Gene Ontology annotation, biological process: protein phosphorylation. Gene Ontology annotation, cellular component: Golgi apparatus. The coding region runs from base 26 to 1255 and encodes 409 amino acids. Gene Ontology annotation, molecular function: phosphotransferase activity, alcohol group as acceptor. The record is from RefSeq and is a predicted model, not a curated record. NCBI's taxonomy places the organism in Eukaryota, Metazoa, Chordata, Actinopteri, Esociformes, Esocidae. The transcript has 8 exons.
GGGGGUGGCGUGUGAGGCUAUUGAGAUGAAGCUGAAGCAGCGUGUGGUGGUUCUGGUCGCCGUGGUGCUCCUGUUGGGACUGGCCAAACUCUUUCUCCUGGAUGGAGGAGAGGGCUCCGCCGCCAGCCGGCGAGACCUCCGGGCCUUCCGUAAGAUGGAGGCAGGUCUGUCUCUCUCCCGCGGUGCUCGGCUGACACACACGCUCCAGUCUCCCUGGGAGGUGGCCAGCCAGUGGGUGGGCCCCAGGGAGGUGUACCCUGAGGAGACUCCAGAGCUGGCUGCCGUCCUCACUGCGUUGGGAACGGCCCGGGUGGAGCGUGCAGAUGUGGGCUAUAAGGGCACCCAGCUCAAAGCUCUGCUGGUGCUGGACGGAGGCCAGAAGGUGGUCUUCAAACCCAAGAGGUAUAGCAGAGACUACGUGGUAGAAGGAGAGCCAUAUGCAGGUUAUGACAGGCACAACGCCGAGGUGGCAGCUUUUCAUCUGGACAGGAUCCUGGGUUUCAGGAGAGCGCCCCUAGUGGUCGGGAGGUUCAUCAACCUGAGGACUGAAUUUAAACCUGUCGCUACAGACCAGCUACUCAGUACCUUCCUAAUGCAAGGUAAUAACAGCUGUUUUUAUGGGAAGUGUUACUACUGCAGGGAGAGCGAGCCGGCAUGUGCUGAGGGAGAUAUGAUGGAGGGUUCCAUAACUCUUUGGCUGCCAGAUGUUUGGCCUCUCCAGAAACACAGACACCCCUGGGGUCGCACGUACAGGGAGGGCAAACUGGCCAGGUGGGAGUAUGAUGAAAGCUACUGUGAGGCAGUAAAGAAGAUGCCUCCGUACGACGCCGGGCCCAGGCUGCUGGACGUCAUCGACACUGCCAUCUUCGAUUACCUCAUCGGCAAUGCGGACCGUCAUCACUACGAGAGUUUCCAAGACGAUGGAGGAGCCAGCAUGCUCAUCCUGCUGGAUAAUGCCAAGAGUUUUGGGAAUCCAGCUCUGGAUGAGAGAAGCAUUCUGGCUCCUCUUUAUCAGUGCUGCAUGGUGCGUGUGUCUACGUGGAACAGGUUAAACCUACUGAGGGCUGGGGCCCUGAGUUCGGCCAUGCGACAGGCCCUGACCUUUGACCCCAUCAACCCCGUCCUGGCAGAGCCCCAUCUGGCCGCCCUGGACAGGCGGCUAUCGGGAGUCAUAGAAACCAUCCGCCAGUGUGUGGAGUCGCAGGGCCCUGACAACACCCUGAUAGAGGACCGUAUUAACCUGCCUCACCCAUAGAGAGUGAGGAGGAGGGAGGGGGACCAAGGGAUGAGCCAUGGCAGGAGGAGCUGGGUGAUAAACCCUCGUCUCACAGCCCCUGAGUGGAACAGGAAAUGGACCUGGCAACAAGAAGUGACUUGAAAUAACUGGAUGUUGAGUCCUCUGUGUUGAACCACCCCCCCCCCCCCCCAACACUAGCACUUGCAGGAUACAUAACUUAUUUUGCAUCUCUCCUCGCUACACCCGCCAACAUGUGCACCUCGUGCCAAAAUCUCAGUUUGGUGUAAACAUGGGAACUAAGGCCAUGGGACUCAAAACCCCAACUGAAAUCCACUGGACAAUGGUGAGAGACUAAAUGACCAGGAGUUUCUGGUCAAAUCUGUGAUUGUCACUGACUGAUGUGUCUGCAUCCAAUAUGGUACAAUGUUCCCUAAAUAAAACAUCCAGCCAAAGGAUGACCAAUGUGAAGAGCCAUUUCAGAUUAUGAUUAAGUCUGGCUGUGUUGUAUUCUUGUUUCGGCCCUGUUUUCUCAGACCUAGUUCUUAUUCCUGUACUGACAGCACUUAGAGAUUUUUCAUACAUGCAUUAAAGAGAUCAUGGAAUUGUGGACCACAGUGAAUAUUGAAGGGCAAUGUCAUUUUAGACCAUUAAAAAAAGCUGGAUCAAUCAGUGGAAAUUC